Molecule: messenger RNA, 525 nt
Organism: Angiostrongylus costaricensis
Lineage: Eukaryota; Metazoa; Nematoda; Chromadorea; Rhabditida; Metastrongylidae
Source: the annotation of a GenBank genome assembly
AUGGAGGAUGACGAUGAGUAUCAAGAACGUCGUGAGCAAAUCAUUGAGUCAAGGCAAAGAACUGAUGCGAAAUUUGCUAACUAUGAUGCACCUGACAACUGUAUUAAAUGUAGCCUGCCGUUGUUUGACUCCUGGUUGUGGGAGCGGUACAACCAUCCAGUAUGUGAUACCUGCAGAGACGAUUUGGGUGAACAUAGGCUUAUUCCUCGGACUGAGGUGAAAUCGUUUUAUUUGUUGAAAGACUGCGAUCUCGAUCUACGAAAGCCACCACUACGUUAUUGGUCGAAGAAGAAUCCUCACAAUCCCCGCUAUGGUGACAUGAAGCUUUAUUUAAAGUGUCAGGUGGUCGAAAGAAUGCUGGAAGUUUAUGGAAGUUGGGAGGAGUUUGAAGCGGAAAAAAGGUUACGAACUUCGCAGAAAGAAAUUCGUGCUGAGAAGAAUUUUGAAAAGAAAGUGAAGGAGAUGAGACAACACGUAAGUAUGAAAUUCAGACCAUUUCGGAUUUAUUUCUUCGAGAAAAAUUGA